GUUAGUGUCAUUUGACGGAUGUGUUUGAAUUUUUUUUUGUGAAUAAUUACUGUAAAAAUCCAAAAUAUCAUCCUGUAAACCAAAAGCUAGAUGAAUAAUGAAGUUUCAUUCUUUAAUUUGUGCUGUGUUUCAAAGUUCUAAGAACAGAAUGUUACUAUUAUGUGCUCAAUGUUACAUUUUGUAAUCGUCGCAACGUACAAUUUUAAAUUUAGCUUCUAUCAGCCACAUAUCAAAUGUCUUAAAAUUUAUACAACUUUUUGAAAGUUUAAAGUGUUAUAUCAAGAGAAAUAUGCAGACUCCUUCAACAGAAAAAAUUCUGUAUGAGCUGUUAGUCUACGCUGAAUGGAAACUAGAACCAGAGUUUUCGCGGCUUAGUAAAGCAGUUUCUCCCAGUGUUCAGUCUUUACCGUUCCUUUUGACAAGACUCUCAAGUAUUUUGAAACGGAAGGAAGCCAGUCCGAUCAUUAAUUCAGUCAAUUCCCAAGUUCCAUGGAAGCUAGCAACUGGCGGAGAUGGUCAAGUAGUAGCAAUUCUUCAAGACUCGAUUCUGGAGAUACGAACUGCACGUGAUGAGUACACAUCUGUUGUUGGAAAAGCAACAGUUCAGAAGGAUGCGUGGCCUCACCUACGCAAAUUGGAAUGGAGCCCUGACUGUAGCAUGGUUGCACUAGCAAACAGCAAUGGAACGAUCUCAGCUUUUGACCUUCUCGGCAGUAACCUAUUUGUCAUACCAUCAGAGAACACUGAAACUUUUGGAGAUUCAGUUCAGGCGUUGGCGGCUUUGAUAUUCAUUGAUAUUCGCUUUAAAAGUACCAAGUGGUCACAUGAGCUUAUCUCAAUAGAUUACAAUGGCAUUCUGCAUAGUUAUCUGGUGUCUUCGUCCGGUGGAUAUCAGAACUAUCACAAAUGGAGUUUUUCACCUCUUAAAUUUUGGAAAGGAAUAUCCUGUGUGACCUACCAUCAAAAAAACCACAUGCUCAUCGUUGGCUCACCAGUAAUUGUUAACAGUAAAGCAAAGGAAAAUUGGCAGUGGGGUCUCAGCUCUUGGCGGUUAAUCAACGAUGUCCCAUACUAUAGAGCCACAAAUUCAGACUCAGAUGACAGAUCCUACUUUAAUUUAAAAUAUAGUAUGUUAUCAUGGAUUCCCGUCUUCAGCAACAGUUUAAUCAAUCAGUUUGUCAAACAGAGUGCUGUUUUUAGAAUGCAGAUAUCACCAGAGGGUCAGCAAGUUGCAUGUCUUCACAGUUGUGGAACCAUUUCAAUUUGGCAUCUUCCUAGCCUGAGACUGAAUAAGUUAUGGACACUAGAGGAGCAACCCAAUUUCAACCUUGAAAAUAAAAUGUAUAAGCGAAAAAGUGGAGCCGAUCAAUUGAAGAAUAGCACUGAAUUUCAUCCUGUUGAUAUAAACUGGUGGUCUGAAAAAAGUUUGACAGUGGCACGAAAUAAUGGAGCAGUAACGGUUUGCUGCGUGGACACAUUGGAAAAUCUGUUGGGAGAAUCACCAGAAUUUCUGUCUCGUCAACCGCAAUUAUCCUCCACCAGUGGUGAAAAUGGGAUUCUUGCAUUAGAGUGUCAGAUACACCCAUUGAAAACUAAACUGAGCAAUGAUAAUGAGGAAGAAGCAAGUAGCAGCGAUGAUGAGGAGAAAUCCACCCUUUGGAGUAGAGGCUCCGACAUGAUUCGGUCAACAUGCUUCUUUUUCACGGAUCUAGAGAGAUUUAAGCCAAAGAGGAAGAGACCAAAAUUAGUUUACAAAAUUUAUCAGAUGUUGGCUAUCAUCAGCCGCACUCCAGAGGAACUCUUCACUAGGAUGAUUGAGAGUGAAAGCUACGAAGAGGCUCUGUCUUUGGCUGAAGUUUACAAUUUGGAUGCAGAUCGUGUGUAUCAAAGUCAGUGGCGCAAGACACCUGUUUCUGUCUCAUCAAUCCACAAUUUUCUAAGUAAGAUCCACUCAAAAACAUGGGUUCUGUACGAAUGUUGUGAAAGAGUUCCCGAAACUCUGUCAGCAGUCAAGGAGCUCAUCAGUUUUGGAUUGAAGUACACAGAUCGCUUGGCCGUUCUCAAGGAUGAAGAAAAUCCAAAGUCUACAAAUGGCUCGAUCGAUGGUUCCUUAUCUACUUUUGAUGUUAGCAAAUUGAGUGAAGAAGCCAAGCAGAUGAUUACUUUUAGAAAGAAACUUCUGAGACUCUCUGAUAGGCUUUUUACUUACCAAUCAAUCCUUGAAUCCACAGCUGAAGAACCAAAUUUAGUCGAAUCACUUUAUGAUCAUGAGACGUACGAUAAAUUUCAGAAACUGUCUAUUAUAGAGUCAGCUAUUCAGUAUGCAAGGAAGAGUGACGUAAAUGCCGUGUAUGCCUUAUUGACGUAUCAUGGAGAUGAAACCAUUCCGUUUUGGCUCAAUAUUCUUGACAAUAUACCAGAAACACUUAGGGCAACUAAUUAUCGGUCUUUGUUACCAGAGUGCAAAGACGGCAAGCUGAUUGAUUGGAAAAGGAAAAAAAUAAGAGACAAAGACUGGUGUGAAUUGGAGCCACUUGCAUCUAUUGGUGAGAUUGAUGUACUUUCUGCUGAAAACUCGGAACACCCAUCAGAUCUAACGGUUGAAGCUGUUUACCAGUGGUAUCGCAGACGGAUCUGUUCGAUAGAGAAGAAUACAAAUUUAGUUGAUAGAGCAUUAGUCUUGUUGAGGAUUGCCAAAGAAAAACAAGUCAAAGAUCUUGAUAACCUUGAAUUUGAGCUUGAGAUUCUUGACGUUUUGGUACACGAGGUGUACAUUGAAGAUAUCACUCUUGAGUCUCUGCAGAAAAAAACGAUGCAAGAAAAAUUGAAACUGUUGAUGAGUACAACAACGCCAGAUAACUUCAUAGCCAAUUUAAAACAGCUUUUAAUUCCUUUCUUGGACCGCUGUGAGGUGCAUCAGUCAGGCUCAAAAAUGAAAUUAAUAUCAUCGUAUCUCCUUGACCUAAGUGUGAAAAAUCUGGAAUACAUAGUAAAAUUCGUUCAGUUUAUAAUGAUGUUUGAUUUAUUUGAGGACAAGACAUCAAUAUUCUCAUCACUUGAAGCUUUUGUGUCCUUAAUAAUAGAGUGCAUUUACAAUUGCCAAAACACAGAUGAAAUCGACAGAGUUUCAUUCAUCGUUUCCCUUCUGCCACAACACGAUUUAAACAAAUCUGUAGAAGCUAGCAGAAAUAUUUGGAAUUCUAUCAAGACUCUAGAGGCUGAGAUCAUGUGUUUGAAGAUUUUGCUUCAACAUCAUAUCAAGAUGUCUUUGCAACACAUUCAUAAGAUCAAAGAUGAUCAUGAAGCUGUCUUUUCCUUAUUAUCAGGAAUUGGAAAAGGGAAAAACUUAAGUGGGAAAAAUCUCUCUCCGUCUGAGUGGAAUCAGCUCCUUCUUGAUUUACUGCAGCUUCAUUCACAUUUAUUUUCUUGCUUAUCAGAACAGAAUUGCUAUGAAAUUUAUGCUUCCAUAUUACUUAAUAAUGAACACAGUAGUAGUAUAAUGUUCGCUGCCAAUGUUUUGUGUUGUAACCCAUCAGACGAACAUAAGCGGAAAAUCACUUUUGCCUCCAGUCUUGAUCUGGUUUUGAAAGCCGCGCGGAGUUACUUUAAUAACUCAGCAACGGUCUCAGAUAAUUCCAUGGUCUUAGCAAAAGUAUGCCUCAGAUUAAUGCCAGAGGAAAACAAAGACAUUUGUGAUGAGCUAGAUUUAAUUGCAGCUGUUCAUUUACUGAGUGAGUUCAAGGUAGUUCUAUUGCCAAUGCAGGUGCGUCAGUGCCCUGACCGGAUGAAAAUGAUUGAUAAGUGUUUAAAAAGUCGUCCUGACAAUUAUUGUAAGACAGACAAAUUAUUCAAACUAGCAAAACUCCUCAGGAUACACGAAACUGAUUCAAGACUGAGGGAAGCAACAAUUCUGUUGAAAUGUCUUGAAGUCUCAUUCGAGGCCAAAAAUUAUUCUUUUUGUGGUCAAAAGUGUCUGAGUUUUAUAAGAGAAGAGCAACCAUUAGGGUGGGAAAUCUGCAGGAAUGUGGCAAACUGUGAGGAGUACAAGGAUCUUGAGACCCGGAAGAAGCUAGCAGUUUUUUCACUAGCCUAUUGUCCUCCAAAUUUUAUCGAGGAAAUCAUUCAAAUCAAGCAUCGGCUUGAGUAUAAAAUUCUGCGAUCUUCAAUUCAAGAUCAAAUGACAGAAGCAGUUGCUGAAAGUGGUAAUGAAAUCUCCCACUCAGAGACUAAAUUUCUGCAAAGUAUUGUCACGGAUAAAGUUUUAAAUUUGACAUCAACUCUGUUCAAUAAUAAACUGAGUAAGGUUUUUUGGGACUACACCUCAAGCAAAGAUAUUUCGCAAGUUGUAGAGGAAGAAAAUAAUGAUGACAUGAAACGGCAAGGCAUUCCAGACUUUUACGAAACGGUGCACACCAAGUGUGACUGUGUUCCUAUUUCCAAGACUAAUAAUUCGACCCUUGAUAUGAAUUUGGCAUUACUGACACAAUGCCUAUUUGAACUCAAAACAAGCACUCUUGACAUUUCAAUGGAAAACAGUUUCAACAAACUUCUAGCGAAUUGUGCGGAGCUGUCUGUUGCAGACGAUCUCCCUCUUAGUCUUUUCUUUUUACUCUCCAUGAGAGGCGUGGAUGAAAUCGUUAACACACUUGACAGUCUACCCAAAACUAUGUGCACACUUCAAUUUGCAGUCCUAAUUUUUGCAUUUCGUAUUUGCUCACUAUUACCAGACUUCAAGUUGCCCACUACACCCAAGAACAUCGUCUACUUAGCAGAAAAAAAUCACCUCCAAGAUCUUGAGUGCUACAAGUUGAUGCUCAAGUACAAAAAGGCUCUAGACAAUUUGAAAGAGUCUGAAAAAUUAGAAGUGUUGGAGUGUGGCAUUAACACAGCAAGAUUUGCCACUGAUGAAACUUACAAACUAGACUCUAUCCUGGGACUUGCCAUGAGCCAAGAUUCUAAUCAGUUCUAUCUAGCGAUACAGCUAGGAGCAACUCAUGGUGUCUCUUUAACGGAGAUCGUUGUUAGUCAUGUAACUUCCCUUUUAUUCAGUUGCGUUCCUAACUUAGUCGAGAAAAUCUCUGGAAAUGAUCUGCUUCUAAAACUGUUAAAAGAGGAUUGCUCCAAUGUAUUAAGUCAAUUAGAAGAAAGGUACUACAAACCUACAGAUGGAACAAAUCAUAAUGGGUUAGUAGCUUAUUUCUCCGUGUUAAGUUUGUUUGCUGAGGAUGUCCAAUUUUACAAUCUUUCAGCCAAGGAACAUGUGAAAUUAAUAAAGAAAGUCAAAGCUACCUCCCCUUUAAUUGACUAUAAGAACUUGAUAGAAAAGCCUGAAUCCAUUGUAAGCGUUUUUGAACCUGCCUUAAGUGAAAAGACGGUAAAUAGUUUACUGAAAUUAAUUAAAGUUUUACCAAGUUUCCUCAAAGAUAGUGUAUCAUUUCCUUUACUAUAUUCAUGUUUAAUUAAUAAGAUUUACCAUACCGAGGAUGGUUCCAGUGAAGUUGAUAGAGUGGCAAAGUGUGUUGACUACAUCGGGAAGAUAUCGCCUGAAGAUGCCCUUAAGUUUGUGCAGACUUCAUUGCUUUCUGAAAAGUGUGUGAGAAACAAUACUAUUUCUGAAAGGUUGAGCUUGCUAGAGAGUAUAAUUUCAGUCUGUCAAAAAAGAAGUGAUUUUGAUUUCUCUGCAACGUUAAAUUACUUGGAAGCGAGUUAUUCUAGUUUGCAGGUCAUUGAAAAUUUGUUAGAAGAGUGUUUGGAGAGUGAAGCUGAUACUCCAGACCACUUAGUAUUCUUUCAAAGUCUAGAUUUGCAUCAUACAGAUCCAACUGGCUUACGAAAUGCAUUUUUCUCAGCUCUGGUCUCAUUGACUUCUGUUCCGGUAGUUGAACUUAUAAAAGCGUGUGAGAAUUUAAACUGCGGUUUUUCAUUAAAAUCAGUCUUGAGUGAGGUAAUACUCUCUGCAAAAGAUAAUAUUGAAAGUAUCUCUGCAAUUUUAUUACGAGUCAAUGAGUGUAUUGAUAAAAAUUUUGUCGAAAAAGAAUGGAUACCUCAGUUGGAAUCUCUAUUAUCUUGUCACUCUCUACCCCCAAAGCAGAAAAUUCAAUUAAACCACACUUUAAAUAAAUUACAAUUAAGUUGAAAAUUACAAUUUUUUUUCUUUACUUUGUAUCAGCAUGAGGGACUGAGGAUAAUUUAAGUUAUCAUCUAAAUUUUUUCUUGAGUUAUGAAGCUUAUUAUAUUCGUCAGCAUUAAUCCAAGAUGAAUAGGUAUAACCAUGCUAUUUUUUUAAUCAGUAUCUGUAAAAUUUUAGAUUACGUUAUUUAUUUUUGUUGUAAAGAAACAAGAUGAGUUUUUCUGUAAUUGAUAAGACUGAAAUAGGUCUAAUAAUUCUAAAAAUUAGAAAGCUUAUGUUCACAUUUACAUUAAUAAAAAGCUAUAGUGUGCUUCUUUUAGAAAAUACACAAAUUAGAUGGUAGCGUCAUAUUUUAAGCUCGUGAAAAUAAGAAAGCACCAAAGUGUUUCUUUGUCUUAAGCUGUGAUUGAUUAAUUUAAUAACGGGCCUCAAAGGUACUCUUGCAUGCACAAUUUGUUUGAAUAUGAAAACUUUGUAUUCAAUUUAUGACUUGAUAGCAAUAAUUGUUCUUGCAUCGAGUGAAACUUUUGUAAGUCAAUAUUACUGUAAAUUUUCUUUUCCUUGUUUCUUGUUAUAUGUAUAUAAAUUAUUUUUUACUGAUUUUAAUACGGUUGGAAUAAACUUUGUUCAUUUAAUUUUU
Bemisia tabaci is the source of this 6770-nucleotide messenger RNA. Its product is annotated as NBAS subunit of NRZ tethering complex. Gene Ontology annotation, biological process: retrograde vesicle-mediated transport, Golgi to endoplasmic reticulum. The record is from RefSeq and is a predicted model, not a curated record. Gene Ontology annotation, cellular component: Dsl1/NZR complex. Gene Ontology annotation, molecular function: SNARE binding. NCBI's taxonomy places the organism in Eukaryota, Metazoa, Arthropoda, Insecta, Hemiptera, Aleyrodidae.